AUGGGGGCGGAACUAUCGAGUAUGAAGCUUGAUGCAGGCACACGAUCUUAUUCAGUCGAUGUGUACUCUCUUGUUUCCGGCCAGAGAUUCUUGUUUGACCGUACUCAAACAAUUUCACAGAAAUCAAUAAAUUCACAACAUAUUCAACGAAAUUUAGUAACUCCGGAGUAUCAAGCAGAUUGGACGGUUACAUUUGAUAACUCUGUUACACCUUGUCCACGAAAAUAUCAAUGUUCUUCUUAUUCUCCCGAAAAAGAUAUACUUUUCAUAGCAUAUGGUCAAGGUUCGAAAGGCCAAUAUCUCAGUGACUGUUGGAUAUUAGAUUUCUCGACAAUGAAAUGGAAUAAACUCGCCCAAAAUUUACUUUCGCCUCGAGCCGGGUCCAGCUGCAUUUUUGUUCAGGAUAAAGUGUUUAUUUUCGGUGGAGAGCACCAGGGAACUUAUUAUACAGACCUACAUUCAGUAGAUAUCAAUACAGGAGAAUAUAAAUUGGUUGAAACUACCGGAAUCAGCCCUGAAGCAAGAUCAGGAUGCGUAAUCAGCUACUGGAAGAACAAGUUAUACAUUUGGGGAGGUUUUAAUUCAAAAAUUUUGAAUAAUUUGUACGUUCUUGAUAUGGACACCUACAAAUGGACAAAAAUCGAUAUACAGUUCCUCGGACGUGCUGCUCCUGCCUAUUGCACGGUCGACAAUAACGUCUGGAUCUACGGAUCUACGAGAAAUCAAGGUUUGAUAAAAUUAGACAUGGAAACGAAUAAGUUAGAAGCGAUCGACUCCUGCGGAAAAACACCACCGAUGGAUAAUCAAGCCGCAGUUAUGAUAAGAUUUGAAGAUUAUUUGGUAUUUUUCGGCGGAAGGUGCGAACCAGAGAGUUACUCUCUUGUUUACGCGUUCUACAUACCUAAAUCUCAAUGGUUCACACUGCAUGUUCGUCCAGAUUCCGAUACUUUGACUUUGGCCGACGGAAUCGUGAAUGAAGACGGUCAGUUCUUACUUCCAAGCGAACAAGGUUUCUCUGCGUUAUACAAAGAGAAGGACAGAACUAUUUAUUCUAUAUUUGGCCAAUAUUGCAAAGCUCCAUUACCGAUUUACACUUUGUAUCUCGGAAAUGCAAUAUCAUUCUUGAAUCACAGGAAUGAUAUGCUUGAAAUGUUUGUAUUUUCGUCAUAA
Messenger RNA from Trichomonas vaginalis G3, 1170 nucleotides. Its product is annotated as nitrile biosynthetic process. Gene Ontology annotation, molecular function: protein binding. The record is from RefSeq and is a predicted model, not a curated record. The coding region runs from base 1 to 1170 and encodes 389 amino acids. Lineage: Eukaryota; Parabasalia; Trichomonadida; Trichomonadidae. The transcript has a single exon.